AUGGCUGCGAAUCGUAGUCCCUUCACUAUUCACAACCUACCAUAUGGCAUUAAUUCCACCCAGGACAACGCAACCCGGAGAUGUGCAGUCGCAUUCAACGAAUGGGCGGUAGAUCUUGACGUGCUCUGGCGGUCCGGUGUGUUCGACGGUAUCGAGGGUCUUGAGGAGCAUGUCUUCAACAAUGACAAUCUUAACGCUUUCGCUGCUUUGCCCAAGACUAGCCGACUACAGGUUCGAGAAAAGCUGAUUGAGCUUCUGUCAAAAGGCGAUGUCACCAAGGAAGCUGAGACAAAAGAUACUUUUCAUCCGCUGGAGGCCGUCGAGAUGCACUUUCCUAUGGACACGCGUAACUUCUCUGACUUCUACUGCUCUCUCGAGCAUACCAAGAACUGUACUGCAAUCUUUGGCAACAAUCAAAUCAGCCCGAGCUGGUUCACGAUACCUUCGGUCUACAACGGACGAACAUCGAGUCUGGUCGUGUCCGGGACUCCUAUAACAAGACCUCUCGGUGUCUUCCCUGCGUCCAACGAUGGCAGCGUAACAGCCCCGGCCUUCCAGCCCGAAACCCACCUUGAUUUCGAGCUUGAAAUGGGUAUAUUCUUGUCCAAAUCCGUUCCUCGCGGUCGACGUUUGCAAAUCCAAGACGCAAAGGAGUCAAUCUUUGGUCUGGUGUUGCUCAACGACUGGUCCUCGAGGAAUACACAGUUCUUCGAGAUGGCUCCGCUCGGUCCAUUCCAUGCCAAGGGCUCUGCAACGUCUAUUUCACCUUGGAUAGUGCCCGUUGAGGCUUUGGAGGCGGUCGCUUGCCCUCGCCAUGCACCACAGGAGCCGGCUCCACUUCCACAUCUCAAGGCGCCCAGCGAUGAGAAGGCGACUUUCAACAUUGAGACAUCAGUCAAAUUAAUUCGCGAGGGAAAGAUGUAUGCAAUCGGCCAGAGCAACUUGAAUGAGCUGCACUGGACGCCGUUUCAGCAAUUGACGCAUCUUGGAAGCGCCGGCGAAGGCCUCUCUACUGGCGAUCUCUUUGGAACUGGAACAAUAUCGAGUGCAAGAACCAACGGAGCUGGCGAGAAGAUUGGACUUGGAUGCUUGUAUGAGAGGAAGCUGACCGGCAACGAGCUCACAACUGCUCCACCAGAUAUCAUCGAGACCUUCCUCCAGGACGGUGACGAGGUUGUGUUGGAAGGAUGGGCAAUUCAACCAGAAACGGGCGAGGUUCUGUUCGGCUUCGGGGAAAGUCGUGGUAAAGUGUUGCCUGCGGUGUAG
Colletotrichum orchidophilum is the source of this 1266-nucleotide messenger RNA. Its product is annotated as fumarylacetoacetase. The record is from RefSeq and is a predicted model, not a curated record. The coding region runs from base 1 to 1266 and encodes 421 amino acids. NCBI's taxonomy places the organism in Eukaryota, Fungi, Ascomycota, Sordariomycetes, Glomerellales, Glomerellaceae. Gene Ontology annotation, biological process: L-tyrosine catabolic process; L-phenylalanine catabolic process; homogentisate catabolic process. Gene Ontology annotation, molecular function: fumarylacetoacetase activity. The transcript has 6 exons.